AUGACACUUGUACUUCACUGUAAAGCAGGUAAGUAACACUUAAUUUGUAUUUGGACUUUUGAGGAGCGCUUUUCAUCUUUCAGGGGCGAGUUAAUGAAAGUCUAGUAGCCUAAGUCAGGCGUUAAUGACGCACUUUGAACCCUUUGGGCGAGGUGUCAUGAAAAAUGGAAAGGUGUUUUACUAACAAAAAAAGUUCUAGCUGUUUAAAAUGAAUGUUUAUUGAGGACUCAUCCUGAUAAAUGUCAAAAAUGUUUUGAAUAUUUCAUACUUUAAACACGAGCUUGACACAUUGACUUUAAUUUCUGUCCCCUGGAGUUGAGUGCUGAGGAUUAUCUCGCGCUAUCUGGCCAACCUCAUGGUUAUGUGUGCCAGAGGAGCAGGGGCGGAUCCAGACACGAAGACUGUGGUGACCCUGCUUACUCACAAUGCAGGGGUUAUGCAAUGGAUAGUGCUUAUCUACCCUCAAAAUCUCUGCUUGUCAUAUCUACUUAUACAAGUUUUCAUCGAUCAAGUUUCUUAAAAUGGUAAAAUCCUGGAAUUACUUUAAAACAUGACAGAAACAAACAAACAAACAAACACAAAAUAACACUACAAAAUGGCACAUUUUAUUUCCUGUUUUUAUGUUUUUUAAAGAAGUUAUAUGUGUGUAUAUAUAUAUGUAUAUGUAUAUGUAUAUAUAGUCCAGUUACAUUUCAGCAUGUUAAAUUUGCUGUGUCAUUAGAUAAUUUAAAACAAGGGUAAGCAAUUAGUUUGAUGAUUUUUCUGAUAAAGUUGUUGAAAUUCUCUUUGCAAGUUAAUUGCAUACAAUAUAUUAAAUGCAUCAGUGCAAACUUGUAUUCAAUGCUUGCAGCUCUCUUUUUUUCUAAAAGUUCCUAUGUGAAUAUUCCUCUUGCACAGUAAAUAAAUCAGUGCAUACAUGCACAUUUUGCAAUCUUUCAACUGCAUUAAUUUGGGUUGUCUGCAGAUAUUCAGCUGUGGAAAGCUUACAAGACACACCUGCUACAUUAUAUCUGUCUUGCAUCUCCACCAAAACUACAUACAGGUGUUGAAUCAAAGCUACUAGCCUUGGCUUUGAACAUUUUAAAUAGUCUGUUUCUGAAGGAAGAACAAAAUUUUUAGCAUGUUUUUCCCAGGUUGCCUAGCUCCAGUGUAAAUAGCCUGGCUCAAAAACAAACAAGCAAACAGUUUAUUGACUUGUUUGGUGGCUUGUACGUGAUGAUUUUUAAAAAUAUAUUUUAAAAAGGGUAUGUUUUCUGUCAUGUCAAGAAAUAAGAAUGAAACAAUUAAACAAAAAAGUUUAAAAAAAUAGCUGACAAUGUGAAGUUACUGUGAGGUUUAAUAAGAUUUCAUUUUAAUGUGGUUUCAAAGAAAUACUCGCCAACAGGAGGACAUGAAAAUCAUUUCAGGCCAGAGUAAACCUGCGUAGGAAGUGUUUACACUAGAUGAAGUACCUUCUUUUAUGGGAGACAUUGCUUGAAGCUUCAUCAGUUCUCCACCACAGCUGUUAAGUAUCUGCAGCAGAAACUAUAUCUAAACUUUGUCAUGUUUGCCCACUAUGUGACCCAGAUAAAAACUGCAAAAUGUCUUAUUUCUAACUCAAGAAUACGAACGCAAUGUAACCUCCCAAAGAGUCUCCAGAUAGUAUCAUCCAACCAAUUCUACCUAAAUAAAGCGACUUCGAACAUAAAUACUGAGCAGUUGUGAUAACUUCCUCUUUUUUCUUCAUAACAGAUUGCCCUCUUCCACCAGUGAGACUGAAGUAUGAGUGGCUUGAUCCGUUUACUGUGAAUGUAUCCUGGGAAAAGCCUGAUGGUCUGCAGGACAAGGAGAUCAAGUUCAAAUACUGCCUUGUGAAGAAUGGAGACGACCAAGUAAGAAAACUGAUAUCAGGUGUUUGUGUGGGGUCCAGAGGUGACCUCGUUGAAUUUUGGAAAAUAACAUCUGCUUCUCUUACAGUUUACAGGUCACUUCUAAUAACAACACUACUGACUAAUAAACACAUGAAACUGUUUAAAAAAUUCUUCCGUGGUGAUGCAGCUCUGUUAUCCAGUUAUGUGUUAACUUUAAAACCAUUCGGAUCAGAUUAUCACCAGAUUUUCAAUUGAUCUUCAAUUAUAACACCAAGUUACAACAACCUGCAAAUGAUUUACAAAAGAGCUGGUCUAGACUAAAAUCUUCUUUGCAUAAACAAAGACUCAACAUCAAGAGAGGGAAAUUAAGUCUUGUCUUGGGAGAUCAGACCCACUCUUGCUCCAUCUUAAGCCAACAUGAACGAAACACUUUAAAGUCCUUUUCAUUUAUCUUACACAAACAUUGAAAUCCAUUUUUAAAGGCAGCUAUAUUUAGUCACUGGGUUGUGGGAGGGCCUGUUUCUACACAGGAAAGGAAAUGGCAGGAAAGUUGUCAUAUGGCAUUUCUGCUCUCCUAAGAAGUCUCCAGGCCAGGACUAGGGAUGGGGAUCAAUAACCAGGUUCAUUACACACCCAAUAAAGCAUUUCUCAAAACCCCAAAUCAUUAAUGAUAGAGCUUAACGAUUCUACAAUCGGGUCUCUCUGGUCCUGUGAAGUAAUGUUAUGAGUGAGUAAAGUGACCCCUUGCUAAUUAAAUCUAGGGCUGUAAUCAACCAAAGAAAUUCGAGGUCAACUAAAACCCUGAAAUUUUAAACCAAAAAUCAACUAAACGGUUUUUGGUUGAAGUCGGUUCAACCAAUCGUUUUUUUUUGUUUUUUUUGCAAAUCCAAAAUGGUGAAAACAAGGGGGGUGUUCUGAGACCUGUGAAAUGGAGGUGCUCAGAAAACAGCCCCAUUAGAACUUGGUAUGUUCCUCCUGAUGAAAUUAACCAUAGACAGUGCGAAAAAAUCAAAUCGACUUAUCAGAAUUUUGGUCAACUUAGCAUGUAUCAACCAAUAAGUCAAUUGACUAGGACUUCACAGCCCUAAUUUAAUCAACGGUGCACGCAUAUUAACUGACUGUCUAAUUAAGUGAGCAACAAUAGUUAUAAAAGUGCAUGAAGAAUUUCAGUGGUUAGUUACAACGAUGGCUGAAGGUGCAAGGAGGUCCAUAGUGUGGCCACAUGAUACUGAAGCUGAAGAUGGGGAUGAAUCCAAAUGCAGUUUAUGACACAAAAUAUUUUCCUUCAACCAUACCUCAGUUUCCAAACACAUCAGCACUGUGCGCCAAAUCAAGCCUAAGUACCUGCAGCACUUUUGACUCCAUCAGCUCCAGCUGCUGCUGUGGGGCUGCCUUCCUCCUCAUAAGAAUCAUAAUCUAGCGUUGAAAUCCAUGUUGAAUCAGCAGGACGAAAGCGAAUUAGCUAACUAAUCAAGGUAACUGACAUUACAUUGUGAAGUGUUCAGGGUCAGGCUAGUAAAACAAAAAUUAGGCAGAAGUAAAUGAUAUGUGUUCAUGAAGUGUUCAAAUUUCAUGUCGGUAAAGAAAAAACUAGUUUGCGGUGAAAAAUCUGUAUUGAUACAAAAGCACUGUCAGCCCAGGUUCACACAGACAGUAGUGUGAAAUUAGGGGGUUACCCUGAGCCACAACACCUAGUAAUUAUUAAACAACAGAACAAAACAAAGAACAAAUGACUUCAUACAAAAAGGGACUAAGUGACUGGGGAACAGAGGAGUCACAAUCAUGAGUCACAAUGAGGAAACCUUGUGGAUAAAACUGUUUGUUGUUAUUAAUGUUGAAAAUCAAGACUCAACUUGGACACAGGAAACUUAAACCAAACUUGGACUCAACUCAAACUUAGAGUAACUGAUCCUGUCGUCUCACUGGUGUUCUGAUCAUAUGUACAAACCUAGUACUAUUAAGUUUAUUGGAGUACAAAGUAUCAGACUUUUAUUUGAAGACGUAGUUUGACCCCUGUGUUAUUUGUUUGAGAUCUUUUUCGCUCCAUUCUUGUCACUUUUUUUGCCAUGCACUUAUUUUUUUACAGUACAUGCGUUAGUCAUCAGAUCAGCACGAUAUGAGAAAAACAGGUCACCUGCCAUAAAACUUUUUUAUUGUAAGAUAAUGAUAAGAAGGUCCUACUGACCUUUUUUUUCUUCAACUGUCCACCGGUUUUAAAUUUUAACAGGCUGUUCCUUAUAUUAACACUGAACCUGUGUUUGUACAGUCCCUCCUGCGUCCAAAGUAAAGCCAAAGGCAUUUUUCACCUCCAAAAUGUGACUAAUAAACCUGAGAACAGCUGAUUAGUGACUUUAGCUGCAUCAAAGUUAAGGAAAGCAUGGCACUUAUAUCCAGAUCUCUAUUGAAAAGGUGACUGUGUAAAGAGGGGAAAGCACUGCUUGGCUUUUCUACCGUGUUUUAUUUAGAUUUUUUUCCAUGUGUUCACUGUGCAUGCUCUUGAUAGUAACAAGAAACCCAAUUAUUUGUGCAACUGUACUGGCCGCCUCUGUAAAUAGACCUCUUUUUAAGUUGCAAGUGGGAGCACUUUGUGAAAACUGGUGGUCAUUUUAUUUUUCAGCAUGCUCCUCCAGAUGUAAGGAGUUCUUUCAGGGUCAAAAACCUGUCCCAUGAGUCAUGUAGAUACUGUGACUCUCACAAGGAAAAAACACUUAUGUUAAAUGAGGACACUAAACUGGUCCUGCAGAAAGACUAAUCCAGUGCUUGAACAAAAACCAGAACAAAAAAGCAGAUUCAUGGCUGUUACACACACACACACACACACACACACACACACACACACACACACACACACACACACACACACACACACACACACACACACAGCUAAGAAGUUUAAGAACAGUAUAAGAACGUCCAGUCCAUAAAAUCAUCCAAUGAUUCAGAGAAUCCAAAGAGAUUUCUGCACAUAAGUAGCAAGGCCCAAAACCAACAUUGAAUAACUGUGACCUUUGAGUCAUUGUGGUUUCGUGGACAGAGGGAUGUUCCUCUCUGCGUGAUGCGUAAAGAUAGAAUCAGAUGGGUUUUUUCCAUACUGUACUCAACGACACUGAUGUGUACACCAUACUGUUCUCCCACCUGAUAUGUUACUCAGAUGGGAUACCAGUCACCGUCACCACACCCCUUUUGUUGUGAAACUUUGGCGUAAAUUACCACAAAAAAUGCAGUAUAGGUCAGCUUUACCAUAUAUAGUGCUGAAAAGCACAGACACUGUUGGAGGGUUCCAUGAUAAAUAUGUCAAAUGCAGAAUUUGCUUAAAAAAUGUGAGUGAUAUAGAAAAAAAUCAAAGCCCUUUUCACUUUAAAAGAUAAAACCUGCUGUAAAUCGAGAGUCUGUGGGCAACCUGUUUUUAAGUUCUUUUUAGACUUUAUUUAGAGAGAACAGGACUGUGGGACAGCGUUUGAAAGCGAGUGCAGGAAAGAAGCCGCAGGUGGAAGUGAACCCGGACCAACUGUUAGGGACAAUUAAACAGAUUUCAUAGGGCCAACAAAUUGAUGAGCUAAAAGUCCUCCACACUUAGGCUGUUGUAAGUGAAUGUUGUGUUUAGGCUGUUCCUCUGUCUAUCAGUUUUAACAAAAGCAAAAAGAGCUGUAUAUUUUAAAUCUUUCUGCACAAAAUGUCUCAAAAAUGUUUAUUUUCAUACUCUGAACAAUCAAAGCCGCUCUGUGGGGCUUAUCUUAAAUGUUGAACCUCCAGCCUGUGCUGAUUUGAUGGUUAUUGGAUGGGUAUUUAACCAGGAUGUGUCGUUGAUGGCUUGCUGGUAGGAGACCACAGAGGAAAACCCAGGACAUGCUGGAGAGAUUAUGUCUCUCAGCUGGCCUGGGAACGCCUCGGGUUCCCCCGGGAUGAGCUGGAACAAGUGGCCAGGGAGAGGGAAGUCCAGGGUUCCUUGCUUUGCCCCUCCCCACGACCCGGGAGUAAGCAGUAGAAGAUUGAUGGAUGGAUGGAGGAUAGUUAUAAAUACUUUUAUGUUGUUGUUUUUCUCCAGGAUGUGACAGGAAUAAAGUCGAGAAAUUUCACAUACACUUGUCUAACAGAAGAGACUGACAACGGCAACUGGACAUUCAACGUUUGGACUGAUGGCAGCCAUUCCUGUAAUGGCUCCAGUGAGAACACCCGCGCCCCUAUAACCUUCAGUAACCACAAACUCAAAGGUAAAAGUGAGCAGGUAACACCAAACUACACGAGCAUCUUUUUUUGAUUCUGUGUGUUUGUGACACUUUUGUUUCUGCACUGUGCAGCGAAAUUGGUGAAGGACUUUAAAUGUGUCAUCUAUGGCAAUGAAACAGACUGUUCCUGGGUCCCUGUGGACCCAUCUCUGAAUCUGAUGCUCUCCUACAGGUGAGUUUACAGCCACAGACUCACUUCUAAAAUCAGUGUAAUAUUUGUCUGUAAUGUUUGUAAGUAAUCAUGUACAGUGCCCAGCAUAAGUCAGUACACCCCCUAUUAAAAGUAAUGUAUUACUCAAUAUCUAGAGGAGCAAAAGUACAAUUUCCAAAGUUUUGACCAAGCUGAGUUUAACAUAACAUUUUAUUUACCACAAGAUGAAAAUAAGGGUGAUAUGGUAACUAAAAUUUAGCUUUGCUGUCAAAACUUUAAUUGGGGUGUUCUCAUUUUUGCAUCCUGAUUUUAAAUUGAAAAAAAUACUUUUUUUGUCUGCAACUUAAAAAAUCUUGUUUGCAAUCAAUGGCCUACAUUUGGGGGAGUAUUUAGUUGUAUAGUCUGACAUGGAAAAUGUUGAUUUUGAAAGGAAACUAAAGGUUUUUUGACAACUCUGAAGGGGUGCACUCAUUUAUGCAGAGCACUGUAUAGUGAGCGGAACGCUGACAAGGUGAGCAGGACUUUGACACAGCUACCAGUGAAAGAAAGGUCAGUUGGCACAAAAUCUAACUCCCAGAAAAGACUGUGGGCUCUAUUUUCAUGUCCACCGGGAAUGCGGUGGAUGGUGGCGGACCCCGUGCAGUGGUAUUGAUGUCUGGCUAAGCCCAGCGUACAGCCAGUUUGGUAUUUUCGUGAACUGAGGUGCACCGAGUUAUGCCGUACAUGCGCCGUGUCGCUGGCGGGGCACGAAAAUAGAGCCCUGUGUGUGUUCGUCAAGAUUCAGAGCAAAGUCUUUAAUAACUUUUCAGAGAGCACCAGGCCUGCCCAAGAUGUGUCAUAGCUGCCAUUGGUCUUAUCACGCUCGUUCACGUAAACAUUUGCAGAGUAUUUACUUCCGUACACUCACUUCUCCAAGCAACAUACCUGCAGGAGGUAUGGAUUACACAACCAAGAAGAAAAUAAUAGAAAAUAAUAGGCCAUCAUAUACUAACACAAGCUUUGGAUAGGGAAACUAGAGAGUAAGCAGUUGAGGAGUUAAUGAAAAGUAUUGUAAUCAUGUUCGACAUGUUCAGACAGAGUUCCUCCUCUUUCACAGACCUGAACAGACCUUUGAUACUAAGACUUCCUUGUAAACCUGAGAGUGAUCAACACCUGCAGGGUGGGGACAACACCGUGUUUCUAUCAGACACAUCACCAAAGCAAACCAAACCUUUGAACCAUGUCUGAACACGGACGGUUCUGUCUCAUCUUCAUGCACUUUCAUAAAACAAAGAGGAAUAUUUAUGUUUUCAGUUUAAUUAUUGCUUUUAUUAUUAUUAGGUUAGUUUUGUGUUAGGUUGUUAUACAUGUUCACAACCAACUUGCAAGCCACAGAGAGCAGUUAGUCAUUACAGAUGUUGUUUUAAUAUGAUUAAAAAUUUUAAAAAAAAAAGAAAAACUGAUCGUUGGGGCCAAAAAUACACAAAGGUGGACUGCACAGGUGUCAUCUCCACUAUGUAUGGGAAACAUAAAAAUCAAUGCUUUUAUUGAAGGUUGAAGGUAGGGCUGUGUGAUGAAUACUUUGAUUCAUUUGCAUUUUUCUUGAACUGACACUGUAUUUUUUUUUCUUUAAUUAGCUGCUAAAAUACUUUGAUUUUAAGGAAUGAUCCUGGUUUGUGGUCAAAUAUUGUGUAAUUGCUGUAGUUUGGUUUCACACAGAACAAGGCGGCGAAGUGACAGAGCUUUCUGAAACACAUUUCGUUGUCCUGCAAAACCGCUCUAUUUAAGGCUAAGUACUUAGUUUUUAUGGAGUCCAUGGUUUUCCUUUUCAUUUUGUAGAUAUUUUUCCCCUCAGAUAAAGCAUUUAAAAUCAGGGGACAACAGAGAUGUAUUCAGGAGUGUAAAAAAUGUGAUUCAAAGUACUCUCCUCUGUGCUGAACAGUUUCCCUGAGGUACAGCAGAGUUUGUUGUUGCCACAGUACCUGAAGAUGAAAUGUGUUGAUGCUUUGCGUUAAAUAACUUUAUUUAUUUGUGAGGCACAAGUCCAAUUUGUGUGAGUUUUCAAUGUUUACGUCAAUGUUUUAGUUGUAAGUAUAGCUCUGGAAGACAAGAACGUGCUCUUUUUAUCACAGCAGAUAAUUUGGACUAUGUGAGCAUCUAGUGGUGGCUGAUGGCACUGCAGCAGGUUUACAAGACUGUGGCAAAUAAAAGCAUUUACUAAGAUUUACUGAAGCAUUUACUAAGAUUUACAAAGAUUCAAAUAAUAAGGAGGAAAAAAAUCACAGACACCCAAGACGAAAUGCAGUCUGGGAGAUUAGAAGAGAGAAAGUAAAUAAGCAAAACAAGGAGAACAAAAGCUGAAAAGCUAAAGUGUCCUUAGCUAAUAAUAAAUGUACUCCUUUGCAUUUUCUCUUGUCCUCACAGGAUUUGUGGACUUGAUGAGGAACGUUUGAAAGGUUUGAAAAAGUGCAACCGGUUUUACAGCAAAGAAACAAGGACUGGAUGUCGAGUGAAGCUUGAUGCCAAGAAGGGGGACAUCUGCAUCCUGGUGGAGACUGAAACCAGCAUGAGCACCUUUAAAGCUGAGCUUGGUUGGUAUAAACCCUCACAGUCUUUUGUUUUGUGUCAUUUUCAUGAGUUCAGGUGCAUCUCAUCAAAUAAGAAUAUUGUGUUUUUUGUCAUAAUGUAAUCCAAAUAGAUUAACAUUGAUAUAUUAGAUACUCAUUGCAUGCAAGUGAAUUAUUCAAGCAUUUCCUCAUACAUGUAGGUGAUCAGUCUUUGGCCUCCUAACAAAUAUGCUUAUUUUCUGCAGUGUCAGGUAAGGGGAGUUGGCAGGCCAGUCAUUGAUAUUUUGGUCGUUGUUUUGGUGCUGUGGGCAAAAUAACUUGUGGAGAAUGAGAAAAUUCAGGAAAAAACAGGAGCAUAUCUUUAAAUAAAGGAUGAUUUCCAAGUGGUCUUCAAUUCAGUCCAGUGAACUGAAACCAGACUAAACCCUGUUCCUAGAUUUGCUGAGGAGCAGGAGUUUUUCCACAAUCCUCUAAUUUGUCCAGAUGCAUCUGUAGUUUCUGUUUGGUGUAAUAAGUAUUCAAGUUCUACAUGCAAGUCAACAAAUGCUGGAUUUUUUCAUCUUCAGCUGUCCUUUCACCGAAGCUGACAGUCAGAGAAGAGAGGAACAAACUCAUACUGAGUUGGAAACAACCAGAAAUUGGUAAACAGUGUGUGUGGAAAUAUGAAGUCUGCCACACACAGUGCAGCAACCCCAAAGUAAGUUUUUGAGCAAAACCUUCUCUAAACAAAAACCUUUCCUGUUUUUACCCCCAAAAUCUUUCAUGCGCUUGUAUUUCCUCAAGAAUUAUAGCCCUGAUUGUAUUUAAACUGAUUGACGUGACUGUAUUUUAACAUAUCACAAACACUUGAUGGUACUGUAGAGUGACACUUUAACCAUGUUGUAGAAAAGCUCCAAAACCCAUUUCUCUGACUGUGAUUUUAUUGCUAAGCUCGUUGAGUGAAAAUCAGCUGAUAUUACCAAAUUGUUGUUUUCUCCAUCUGAGGAAGUGAUUUUGCUUGUUCAUUUCCUUUUAGGUGUGCAAUAACUACCCUAUGACUGGAGAGCCUUUAGUAGAGAUGACCUACGACAAGAGCUGCCGUUACGAGAUCCAAUCCAGAGUCUGGACUGACUACUGCAAGAAAAUAUCCAGCGACUUCAGCGAAGUUGUAACUUACGGUAACUUUCUUGCCAGUCCUACUUCUGAGAUAUUUAUACCUACAGUGUGUUGAUAAUGCUCACUUAAAGGGAUAGAUUGGGAUUUUUCAAGUGGAGGCCCAUUGAAGAGAUUGUGCCCAGUGAACUGACAUGCAAGCUAGGAAGUUUCCUGCAGAUGGGCCAUCAAAACUAUGUUUUAGCGAUAUUUUUUAAGCUGCUCAGCUUUCUCUCAAUACUGGACUGAUGUUAGAAAUCAUUCUUAGGUCUAGCACAACUUCCAAGGUGCUCAGAGAGAAAAGGUCUUGAAGAGAUCAAAAGAGCUCCAGCAACACUUGUAGUUCAGGAAACAACUUGAUUAGAUCAAAGGGUUUCAGCUUGUAGCCUUCAUCAAGGUCAUCAGAAAUGCUUUACAAACAACACUUAACUCAAAAAUGUCAAAGAGUUGAACAGUUACAAGAUUUGACCAGUUCUUCUGAAUCAGCCAAUGGAAUGGCUGCAGGGGUUUGUCAUUUCAGUCACCAUGUGGUUUUGGACCAAUGUGGUAACUGAAUUGACACAACCGCAAAUCUUAUAACUGUUUAACUCCUUGGAUUUUUUCCAAUUUCAAACUUACUCUUUCUAAGAAAUUAUUCUUAGGUCACACAAACGUGGAAAAAAUGGGGCCCAACUUGAGAAAUACCAAAGUAACCCCUUGAAAUGACUGAAAGAGACGUGAAGCAGAUGUCUAUGAUGUUGUUGUGUCAAAAAUGAUAUUUUCUGUUAUACCUAUACCUAUAUAGUUAUAGCUAUACUUUCUGUCCUCAUUUUGUUUAGCUGGGAUUUCUAAUCAUCUUCAUGAAGUCGGUAAUGAUAGACGUCAUUUGUCCUUGAUUAUUCAGACAGUGUCAGGGGCAGGGACCAAAUUUUAAAGUAGCAAACAGAUUCUGGUGCUAAAAACAUGAAUAGGGCUGUCUGAAUAUGGCCAAAAUCAUAAUCAUCAUAAUUAGUUAGAUUUUUAUUGAGAUAACGAUCAUUGAACAUGAUUAUUUAUUGUUUUUAGUAUGAAAACUAAACUAUUAAAAUAAACAAUAAACUAUUGUUCCUGUUUAGUCUGGAGAAUUUGCUGUUUCUCAUUAACCUCUGUCAUUGUUGAAACACUUUAUCUUUCAUGAGCCGAAAGCUUUAAAGUAGUCUUUAAAAUGACUCAAAUGUGUGUGUGUGUGUGUGUGUGUGUGUGUGUGUGUGUUUCACUGCAGGUACUGACAACUCUUCUGACCGAACUCUGACUUUGGUUGCCAUCAUCCUUCCCGCCAUUCUGUCCGUCUGUGUCCUUCUGUCCUGCUACUGUUUUAGGAGGUAACUUCAAAAAUGACAUUUUUCCUGUAUAAUGUCAACCAAACCUUUAGACCAUUGAAUUUCAAUACCAAAGUUCAGGCGCAGCCUUAAAAAUUGGAAAGGUCUCUUUGAAGGUGGAGGUAUAGCUCCUCUUCAUUCUUAAAUUUGACUUUGUUUGACAAUCCGAGAGUAUAAAUUAGUUUCACUUUUUGAAUGAAACUACAGGGGAAAAUCUGGCUUUUUCGGGACAUUCAAAUCUUUCUGAGUAGCAGCUGUGUAAUUUGAGGUAUCCAGCUGCUUUAAACCUAUUCCAGGUGCUAAUGAUGUAAAGACACUUGUGAAAUAAACAGCAAAGCUGUCGCAACAGGUGAAAUGAUUGUAAUCUGGAAGCAAUGCUUUUCGUAAAAAACAUGUCACAAGUUCCUUUAAACAUGAGGAUGUGGAGUCAUUGUGGUGACUAAAGACAACCACAAUGACAAAAUCACAUGUGAAAGGCAUAAGAAGUUCACUUUGAAGUCUACUUGAUGUGCCUGAAGCGGUACUUUACUGUGAGAGACUCAGGUCAUUGUCCUCAUGUCCAUAUGUGACCAUGAAAAUCUGAGGCCACCAGACCUUAUUGUGAAUCUGAGCAAACUCUUCAAAGACACUAAAGUCACAGAGCAAAAAAUACAAAUCAAUUGGUCUAGACAGAUGUUUACCAGCAACAGCUGCAUAUUUGGUUGGUUUGGUUAUGGCGCCAAAAAGAGAAGGCUUUUACAGCAGUUUCUGGUUAAAAACAGGAUUUGACUUAAGGUCUAAGGUCCAAAACAUAAACAGAUUUCCAGUGAAAAUCUUAGCCCCAUCUCUUCGAGCUGUAUCAGUCCUAUGUUCUAUUUGUCUUGGAAAUUUCCACAGCAUACUCACAUAUGCUUUGGGUUUUUAAAGUCUGUCUGUUCACAAACAAACAUUUCAGAACACUUCAUGAUUAUUUCUUCCUGUCAUUAACCUUUUGGUUAACACAUGUUUAUUUACAGACACAGCGCCAUAAUUUGCCCGAACAUACCAGAUCCAUCUGCAAUCUUCAAGGAAAUGAUGAUGAAUGGAAGCAAAGAGCGAAAGGUGCAUUUUAGGCCAAAAUGACAAUACGAACGAGUGCAUUUGAAUGAACUACAGCAUCAUGAAAAAACUCCUUUUUCAUGUUAUUUAAUUUUUAAAAUAAAAACUUUCAUUUGCUCUAGUCUUUUUUUUUGUAAAAUUAAGGUUUUUUAAAAUUUGAUGCUUCUAGUUUACAGAAAGGUACUAUCUGAAAUGUUUCUGGGUUAUUAGAAAAAUGAUGUACCCUUCCUCCUUCUGUGUUUACGAAACAUUUUCAUUACACUUGUCCUUCCUUUUCAGACUACAACUGGAAGUCUGUACACACCGGUACCAGAAACUGUCGAUCCUUGUAAGAUCUCCCCAGUGACUGAAAACAGCAGCUUUCAGGAAAAUGUUUAA
This is a messenger RNA of Xyrichtys novacula (pearly razorfish), 12696 nucleotides long. The record is from the annotation of a GenBank genome assembly. Lineage: Eukaryota; Metazoa; Chordata; Actinopteri; Labriformes; Labridae.